UUACCAAACACUUCCGGUUGUGGAAUAGGCAACACGUGAAAAGGAGUGAAAAGUCAACAUGCCUAAAAUAGUUGAAAAGAAAUCAUCAUACGAAAAGGAUAUACCUUCAAAUCCCAAAGAUUGGAAGAAAUUGAAAGAAGAAAAAAAACGACAGAAAAGAAAAUGGAAGGAAGAAGCAUUAAUAAAAAAGUUGGAGAAAGAACAACAAAGACAGAGAAAUGAAGAGGAAAAUAAAACAAAGGCCAUUGAAGAGGAGAAAGUGAAAGAAAGAUUAGGAGCCCAGCAGACCAUCUCCAUAGCAUUACCUGGAUCAAUACUUGACAAUGCUCAGUCUCCGGAGUUACGCACUUACUUGGCAGGACAGAUUGCUAGGGCUGCUGUCAUAUUCAAUGUUGAUGAAAUUGUGAUUUUUGAUGAGACUGGCUCAACUUGUAGGUCAGUGGAAGGUCAGUAUGAUGGAGUCGGUAAGAAAGGACAGGCCAACGUCCAGUUGGCGAGAAUCCUGCAGUACCUCGAGUGUCCACAGUACCUACGUAAAUCCUUCUUCCCCCAGCACAAAGAUCUACAGUAUGCUGGUUUACUGAAUCCGUUGGAUUCUCCACAUCACAUGAGGGCGGACCAGAAGAGUUACUAUCGUGAAGGAGUGGUAGUAAACAAGCCGGUCACUACAGGAAAGGGUUCCUUUGUUAACGUGGGUCUCCUGAAGGAAGUUCAGAUAGACAAACAACUACAACCAGGUGUAAGAGUAACUGUCAAACUUUCAGAGACAGAGACAGAGAAAAAGAACUUGAAGGGGAAGGUGGUUGCUCCGUCUCUGCCGAAGCUGGAGGCGGGGAUUUACUGGGGUUACCAAGUGCGACUGGCUAGCUCUAUAGGGUCCGUAUUUACAGACUGCCCAUAUAAGGAGGGAUACGACUUGACCAUUGGUACGUCAGAGAAAGGCCAGUGUGUUGAUGGAAUGACAAAGACACAAUACAGACAUGCCCUGGUGGUGUUUGGUGGUGUAAAGGGACUGGAGUGUAGCUUGGAGGCUGACGAGGCGUUGGGUGAGGAUGAUCCUAGUGCACUCUUCCAACACUACAUCAACACGUGUCCCUGUCAGGGGAGUGGAACCAUACGUACUGAGGAAGCCAUACUGAUCACAAUGUCAGCCCUCCGCCCGAUGCUAUCUCACACAGACACGGAACAGCAUACGUCUUGAUAUAAAUAAAACUAU
Messenger RNA from Mizuhopecten yessoensis (Yesso scallop), 1216 nucleotides. Its product is annotated as putative methyltransferase C9orf114. The coding region runs from base 59 to 1201 and encodes 380 amino acids. The transcript has 11 exons. Gene Ontology annotation, molecular function: miRNA binding. The record is from RefSeq and is a predicted model, not a curated record. Gene Ontology annotation, cellular component: kinetochore; spindle pole centrosome; mitotic spindle. NCBI's taxonomy places the organism in Eukaryota, Metazoa, Mollusca, Bivalvia, Pectinida, Pectinidae. Gene Ontology annotation, biological process: maintenance of centrosome location; miRNA processing.